AUGCCACGAAAAGAGUUUCAGCAGGAUGUUUCCAAGCUGCUAAAGCUUCAACAAGCGUUUGAUGAGUCGUCUUACCUUCGAGGUCUAGCACGCGGGGACGAAGAUGGCAUGCUGGUUUUCCGCUUCCAUUAUGCAGGUCGCCGCCGCGUGGACGUUUCUCUAGUCUUUAAUGGUACAUUCUCAUCUCAUUUGACCCAAAUUACUCCCUGGUGGACUGACUUGUUCUCUGGAGAUCUGCACACGUAUCCGGACGGAUGCUCAGGUUUUUGCUUUCUGGAUGAUUCGCAUGCGGAUUUUCGAGCUGCUGGCGCCGCAGAGGCUGUCGCAAAUGUACCCAUUUCACGGCAGUCAAUAUUUCAAUGCUUUGAAUCAUGUAUUAUUCGGUUGUGUGACAUCUUCAAAACUCCUUCGGAUCCUCUUCUGAGGAUAUUGGCAAAAGGAACGGAAGCGUCCAAUAGUGAGGGGCAGGUUGAGCGUGGUGAAGUGGAGACUUUUGAAAGCGACUCGAGCGACGACGAUUGCAACUAUGGUUCGGAUCUAGAUGACUCGAUUAGUGAUCUCAGCGGCAUAUCAGACCGGAUGCGCGAACUGUUGUUGAGAGAUGUCAAUGAGCUGAUCAGCUGCGGGUACAAACAUCAGGGGUAUUUAACCUGGCCUGCUGAAAAUGGCUUUAUUUUGUACAGCAGUAUCUGGAUACAAGAAUUAGUGAACUCUGGCAUUCUCACUCAGGAUCAGUGUCUGGCAUGGAAUUUAGAACCAUCAAAGUAUAUGUUCAUGCUGAUGAAGUUUGGCCCAGAAUAUAUCGAAGUUCUAAGAAAGGACAACAUUUCGUAUAUAAGAGGGAUGGACACUAACCCAACAGCGGCCUACCAUCCGCAGCCUCUAGUUGAAUUUCGGGUCGUGACAGGAGAUGUACCCUCCCUCUCAGCUACAGACGGCAUCGGCAUGUUCCAAGCAAACACCGCAAACAACGACCACUUACGCCUGCAGAACAAGACCAGACAGGAGACACGCAGGACGAUCUUGUCACCCUUCUUUUUAUCUUGGUCUUUGGCCGACAUUCUCAACAGACGAUUCCUCGUGCUAUUGUCGUAUAGGCUACAAUUUGGUUUGAAUUGGGCUGGCGCCGAGCUUAUGUAUGAAAGGCGCAAUGCUAUAUCCGGAAAUCAGCCGGAUCCAUGCUUUCCGUCCGGAGAUCCCCAUACUAGAUCUACUGAUUGGGACCUCUGUCGUUCCGCCGAUGCACAAGAGCUUACUUUCAUCCAACAGCAUCGACAUGCAGAUCAGCUCAACUCCCUGUCUGCGGAUCCAGCUGAUAGUACGUCAAAGUCCAAUCGGUUUCACCAUUAUUUAAACUUUCCCUUGCUCGCUCUUCGCUAUGUUAUCCGCCGUCUGGCUCUGGCAUCACGAUUUUGUCUCGUGUGUCAUCGACAAAUAAAUAAAGAAUUCGAACCUUUGAAGCCUUUUGUUUGCGAUUCUGCGUUAUGUACUUAUCAGUAUUUUCAUCUUGGCUUGGGAGCAUCCAUCGAGCAGGAGAUUAUCCAUCAUCCAGGAGUUGUGGAUAUGCUCGUGUCGUUAGCAUAUGUGGCAGCGGCGAACCAGAAACUUGACCCUUUUCCGCAUGGCGUUGGUUAUAUGAAGUUUGCUGUGCAUCCGAACGCUGGCCAAAUUUUAUUGCGCGAGGGGAACUUUCUGUCUGUUCAGGUUGAACCCUUUGUUCGGCUGGCGGUAGGCGACAUGAUUGAGUAUUGUUAUCAAGGCCAGAAUUUCCGAGUCAAAGUGCUUGCAAUCGACGACUAUCUUGAGAUCUCGGACGAGCUACCGAUAAUCAAUAAAAGAUCAGUGUCCUUUCAAGAUCAACAAAUUCCCUUCAAGAUUAUCGAAAAUCACUGGCUCGGAUGGCCGAUAAGACAAGCUGGGGCCGUACGUGCACACGAGCAUAAGCUCGUGGUUCAGACCUUGGAUCAAUUACCUCCAAUCAAAGACCUACAAAACGCUUUGAAUCAGCAGUUGGUCACCGGAUUCAUGCAAUCAAAAUGGAGCCAUCAAACGGAGGCCCAAGAAGAAGACAGUAUGAACGCCAAUGUGCUGGACAGGGAAACGGAGUCGAAGCGGCAAAAGAUGCCCCAAGAUUGUCCCACAAAACAAAGCCCGUCGUAUGUGGACCGGGGAAAAUCUUUGACAUUGCGGUCGACCCUGGAUUCCAUCAAUCGUCUACUGUACCCACUUCUGAGGUGGAUCAUUUGCAGUAACCGUAGUCAUGUCAAAGAACUGGUAGACGAUAAAGAGAAGGUUGCAGGUGUUGGGGUUGGUUAUUGGCAGUUUAAAAUGGUCAUGAGCAAUCCUGACAAAGAGGAGCGAUUUUUGAAGGAGCAAAGAGCGCUAACAGCAAGAAAGCAUGUCAAGAGCCUUUGGGCGUUUCACGGUUCCCCACUCUAUAAUUGGCACAGCAUCCUACGAACCGGACUGAAUUUCAACCAAAUCGUUCACGGCCGAUCAUAUGGACACGGCAUAUAUCACGCCUUUGAGUCUGUAACCUCCUUGGGGUAUGCCUCCCGCAGCUCCGGCGGAUGGCCAGGAUCCAAAACAGGAAUCAAUCUAUGUCUGAGUUUGAACGAGAUUGUGAAUUGUCCAGAAAACUUCAGUUGCACGACCCCAUACUUGGUUGUUCCCAACAUUGAUUGGGUACAAACCCGCUUUUUGUUCGUUCGUCGAAGUUAUUCAGCUAGUGAAACGGCCUCUCAAACCGAAAGUCUAGAUCAACAAUUUACAUGCGAAGCAGACGGAGUCACCUAUGUUCCCAUGAAUGUGAAUUACACGCCUUCAGAUGGAUACCAGCGUCCGAUUCGCGUCCCUUUGUCCAGCGCGAUAGCUCCAGUCCCUGAGAGUCCGGAACACAACUUUGUGGAUCCAGGGUUAUUGCAACUUGCGAAAGAAGAGGAAGCGCGAACUCGACGGAAUGUGAAGCGUCAGCGGUCUGUCGAGCCCGUGGACGUGCUCCAUGGAGAGGAUGACAUGGUGAAUUUUAAUGCACGCGCACCGAGCAAGCGGGAAAAGUAA
Spizellomyces punctatus DAOM BR117 is the source of this 3060-nucleotide messenger RNA. RefSeq lists its product as uncharacterized. Bases 1 to 3060 code for a protein of 1019 amino acids. Lineage: Eukaryota; Fungi; Chytridiomycota; Chytridiomycetes; Spizellomycetales; Spizellomycetaceae. The transcript has 18 exons. Gene Ontology annotation, molecular function: NAD+ poly-ADP-ribosyltransferase activity. The record is from RefSeq and is a predicted model, not a curated record.